AUCCAGAAAUUAUUUAAUCUGACGACUAACUCCAAGCAAGGCUGACAACCUGGUUAGUCAUAUACUCAAAUUUAAAAAAAAUAUUGAAUUUGCACUGUUUUUUUAAUAUUUAUUGGAUUUAAAAGAUCUUAACAACGUCGAUUUUGAAUAUCAUAUUAUUGUCCAUGGCGUUUUCCUUGUAAUGUCCUGGAUUGCUAUGGCUCAUUGGUUAGUGGCUGUAAGCCUGCUGCUAGUAUUUUCUGCCACUUACGGCUCUAUAAUCCCUCGAGGAUAUCGUCUUGACUUGCAUCCUUACCCAGGUGACGGUGUUUUUAAAGGCAAAGUUCGCAUAGAUUUCAUUAGUACAAGUAACCAAUCGGUAAACUCUUUGACUUUGGACGUUCAUUCAACUCUCAAUGUGGUCGAUCGAGAAGUUAAAAUCAUUCGUGUCGCGAAUCUUGAUUCGUCCGAAGAGGAUGAUGAAGUUUCGAUGGAAGAAACUACGCUGACUGUAACUAAACUAGAAAAACGAAAAGAUUUACACACAUUCCAAAUAACUACCAAGCAAAAUUUUAAGAAAGACAUCACGUAUCAAGUAGAGAUUUUGUUCGAUGGUAGUUUGGGCAGUGACCCGUCGAGUCCGUUUUACCAGUCGACUUACGCUAAUUCAAAGCAUUCAACACAAAAAAAAUGGUUCAUAGCAAUGAAUUUACCAAGGGCAGGUGGUGCACGUUAUGUUUUUCCCUGUUUCGAAAAAUCAGAACUAAAAACUUGGAUUGAACUUUCAGUAGCUCAUAAAGGAGAUGUUCAUGUAUUAACAACGAUGCCUUUGGUAGAUACAACAAAUGUAACAUCAGAAGGCGUGUGGGUUCGCGAUCAUUUUUCACGGUCACCACCAAUGUCUGUUAAUUCAUUAGCAAUGUUUCAAUCUGACUUUAAGCAUCCAUCUAUUGGAGAAAAUAAUGGUGCUAAAAUUGGAAUUUGGGGAAAAGAAGAUCUUUUAAGAUCAUUAUAUACAACUCAAAAACUUCUACCGUCCGUUUUGGACAGCUUAGAGUUAUAUCUUUCUAGACCAUAUCCAUUGCCUGAACUUAAUUUAGUGGCUCUUCCUGGAUAUGCUGAUGAUAAACCUAUUGAUGCUUGGGGGUUACAAAUGUUCCGGGAACUAGACCUUUCAAAAAAACGUGAUGAUUUUUGGAUUGUUCAUUUACUUGCUAAAUAUGUAUCAUUGCAAUGGACAUCCCACUUAACAACACCUAUAUUUUCAUCAUCCUUAACAACAGCAAUUUCCAAAUUUUUAGCUGAUAAAAUCGCUUGGCAGUUAGAAAAACCUGUAUUUGAUUCAUUUGUAAAAGAUAUGUAUGGAAUGUACAUUGAAUUUGAAAAACCGGAUUUAAAAGAAAUUAAAUCUCAAAUGGAAGCUUUAAACACUACUAAAAUUCAAUUUGUUCUGGAAAUGCUGGAACACGUAUUUGGACCACAAUCUUUUAAACAAUCUAUUCAAUAUUUCAUGUCUAGCAAGGAAUACCAUACAUAUACAGAAGCAGAUUUUUGGAAUAAACUUACUGAAGGAGCUUACAAUGAAGGCAUAUUAAAGAAAGGUGAAGAUCCAGCUAAUAUUGAAGAUAUUGUUAGACCAUGGUUGCAAGCCGAUAGGUUUCCAGUAGUGACUUUUAGAAGAAAUUACAAGAAUACAACAGUUCAGAUUAUGCAGGAGCCAUUUGUAUUGAAUGACGAUGAAGAUGACGUUUCAACUCCGGCAAUAGUAACAAAAAGUUAUUCGUGGUGGAUUCCUAAUAUUGUUGUAUCACAGAAUAAUUUAACUGUAUCCACAACAAAUAUUACUUGGUUAAGACCUAUAUCAAGUCAAGAAGUGGAUUUUAAGCAGUAUAACUUUACUAAUAAUCAAUUUCUUUUAUACAAUCCUGGCAGUAUAGGGCCUUUUAUUGUUAAUUACGAUCUCAAAAAUUGGGAAAUGAUAGCACAGCAUUCAAAACGGUUUCCAGUGAAUGUUCGUUUGCAAUUACUCCACGAUUCUUUGUCAUUAGCUUUGUCCGGUCGAUUAUGCUACGUUUAUGCAUUCAACGUGAGUAAAUUAAUAGAACAAGAAUCUGAACCUGCUGUAUGGAAGACAUACCUAGGUUUAGCUACUAGAUUAAGAAGCAAAUUCCAAGGAACACCGGUUGCACCUAAGUAUGAUCUAUAUUUGAAAAAAAUGCUGAAAUCAGUAAACGCUGCAUUAGAACAACCUGAAAGAGGAGAGUCAAGCUGGAAAUCCCAAUUUCGAGCUGAAAAUAAGCGAUUGUUGUGCGAGACUGGUCAUACAACAUGUUUGAUGGAAGCUCGAGAAAUGCAAUCUAGGACUAAUACAUCCAACCCCGACGAAGAUAAACUAUUUUUGGAAAAUUAUUUAUGUAUUCUACUUGGAUAUGGCACAUUAGAUGAAUGGGAAUUCGGACUGCAUAGGAUUAUGUAUUAUCCAAAAAAUAAAUCACAAACAGAGCGAUUGUUUAUUUUCAGAUCAUUAGCAAGUUGUCCUAAAAAUGAAACUAAGUUUGUUAGAAUGUUGAAUUUAACAUUGAUGAGUGAAGAUCGAAAAUUUAGUGAAGAAGAUAUGCUUACAAUGUUAACUGUAAUGAGCACGGUAUCUCUUGGACAUGAAACUAUGUUUAAGUUUUUAGUCAAAAACUUUGAGUAUUUAAGUACUAAGCUGGAGAAAAACGUUUGGGAAUAUUUUGUAAAAACGUCUUUCAGUCAUUUUAGAACUGAAGAUGGUCUAAACAAGGCUACAGAAUUUUAUCAAAAGAACAAGCGGCACUUUGCCUCUGUAGACGACAUUGUGAAGAAUGGAUUAGAAAAAGUAAAAAUACAAGUAGGUUGGGUAAAAAAGCAUUUGACGCCACUGGACUCUUGGUUGACAAACGCGUUACAGGAGCCUUGGAGACCUCAUGAAUUUAAUUUUAGAGACGUACCAUCAUUCGUUGCUGGAUAAAUUGACCAUUAUUUAAUGAUCAUAAAACAUUAGAAAAUUAUAAUUUUAUACUUUUAUGAGCUGUAUAUUACUUUAAUUAAAUAUUAUUAAUAAGUAAACAUAUUUUAUAACACUUAAA
Messenger RNA from Daktulosphaira vitifoliae (grape phylloxera), 3089 nucleotides. RefSeq names its product endoplasmic reticulum aminopeptidase 2-like. The transcript is spliced from 16 exons. Gene Ontology annotation, molecular function: zinc ion binding; metalloaminopeptidase activity; peptide binding. Gene Ontology annotation, biological process: peptide catabolic process; proteolysis. NCBI's taxonomy places the organism in Eukaryota, Metazoa, Arthropoda, Insecta, Hemiptera, Phylloxeridae. Gene Ontology annotation, cellular component: cytoplasm. The coding region runs from base 182 to 2971 and encodes 929 amino acids. The record is from RefSeq and is a predicted model, not a curated record.